This is a messenger RNA of Closterium sp. Naga37s-1, 1200 nucleotides long. The record is from the annotation of a GenBank genome assembly. NCBI's taxonomy places the organism in Eukaryota, Viridiplantae, Streptophyta, Zygnematophyceae, Desmidiales, Closteriaceae.
AUGCCUACGCCAGUAGAGGGUAGCACAGCAGGCACUGGGACUAGUGGCGGAUCCAAUGCUCCUAUAACGAGCGGUGUUCCGAAGGGUGUGAUUAUACGCGAUAUACAGGCACUGCAGCGGAAGAAGCAGGCGAUGAUAGCAGCAGGGCGCGAUACAGUGCAGGUGAUAGCGGAUUUCGACCGCACGCUCACCAAGUUCACAGUCAACGGGAAGCAAGGCCAGAGCUGCCACAUGCUGCUGAAUCUGCGGCACCCCGAGUUGGAGGAGCGCGGCAGGAGGCUGACAGCCAAGUACCUGCCCAUGGAGACGGACCCGCACAUGCCAUACGAGGAGAAGUUCCGGUGCAUGGUGGAGUGGUGGACGGCAGCACACGAGCUGCUGCUGGAAAGUGGAAUCACCCGCGCUGACGUCACUCAGAGUGUGGCCGCUGCCAACACUGCCUUCCGUGACGGCUUCUGCGACAUGCUUGCCCUGCUGGAGGUGAGCGGCAGUGCUGCAGGCCCACGGCGUGCCGCUGCUCAUCUUCUCUGCUGGGCUGGCAGACGUGAUUUAAGAGCCCAUCGUAACUCCCCCUCUGCCCUUCUCAACCCCUCUCACCCCCUCCCACCUUCUCCCACCCCCUCUCACCCCCUCUCAUUAAUCACUCCGACGCCCAUCUCUCAGCUACUGCAGCAGCAGCUUCCUCACUCCUUUUCCAACGUGCGAGUCGUAUCCAACCGAAUGCAGUUCGAUGAAUCUGGACGCCUUAUCGCCUUUCCAGGGCGCAUCAUCCACGUGUUGAACAAGAACGAGCACGCCUUGGAGCUAGCAGCCAUGGAUGAGCCCACCGCUCCCACUCACUCCCCCUCUCAUGGCAAUGCCACCACCAUAGAUGCACACACCAACUCAGCUGCCACCACCCAGGUGCUGACCAUGGCUCCUCAAGGUGUCGAUACGGAGGCUGGAACUGAUACAGUCAUGCCGGGUACAAUCACAGCUGCAGAGGAGGUGGCGGAGGUGUGGAGCAGGAUGAAUGUGAUUCUAUUGGGGGACCAUCUGGGCGAUCUGGGCAUGUCGGAGGGCGUGAGCAUGAGCAAUCAGAUUUCGGUGGGGUUCUUGAACCAGUUGGACCUCUAUAAGAGGUCGUUUGAUAUAGUGGUGCUGGAUGAUGGACCUAUGGAAGUGGUAAUAGCACAACUUCACGAUAUUAUGUCAUUCUAA